Molecule: messenger RNA, 531 nt
Organism: Bactrocera dorsalis (oriental fruit fly)
Lineage: Eukaryota; Metazoa; Arthropoda; Insecta; Diptera; Tephritidae
Exons: 1
Coding region: 72-335 (87 amino acids)
Cellular component (GO): respiratory chain complex IV; mitochondrion
Source: RefSeq, a predicted model, not a curated record
AAAAUAUAUAUAAAUAUAUGAAUAUUACAUAACGUGAAGUGAUUGAUUGAAGAGCAACAAGAAAAUUGCCAAUGUCGAAAAAAGAACAAAAGAAAGCAAAAGAACCCGAAUAUAAGUUGGAAACAGUUCCGAUGGAUCCACGUUUUCCAAACUCGAAUGUGACGCGACAUUGCUGGUUUUCCUAUGUGGAAUUCCAUCGUUGUCAGAAGAGUCGUGGUGAAGGGCAUGAAUCAUGCGCAUAUUUUCAAAAAGUUUUCAAAACAAUGUGUCCGAAUGCUUGGGUGGAAAAGUGGAAUGAACAACUGGAAGCCGGUGUCUUUCCAGGCCGAAUUUAAAAUUUUUCCUUUAUUAGUUUGCUGUCAAUUAUUGUUAAAUGACAUAAUCCAUGCUACUAUCCAAAAUGUUAAGCGCUUCAAAACACAUACAAACAGCAAUACCUACAGCCACAUAAACGCAUUUUCACAAUGUAAAUCCACUUUUUCACCUAUUUAAUAUAAAUUACUUAAAUAAAAUUGUUUUUAGUGUAAAAAA